AUUUGCAGCUCAGCUAUAUAAACCCAGCAGAAUCUGGCUGAUCUGACCAGUUUGCCUUACUGUCAAACAUUUCUGUGCUUCACACACAUACGCACACACACAGCAUCAGGCAACGCAACUUUUCUGACUUUUGACAGGACAGCAACAAAGUCGGAAGCCUGAUAGCUGACUUGAGCAUCAUAUUUAUUUCAUGGAGGCUGCUCACAGCAGGAUCUAAUCUCUGUCAGAGUCUGUAAGGGAACAACUGUACCAGGAAAGGAAAGGAAAUUCAAUUUGGUUUGAACUGGCUCUCCAAUUUCGGCUCCAGACUACAAAGACCAAACAGAAAUAAGACUCCAUCAGCUUCACAAAGAACUCAACGCCGCAAUGGGGCUCUCCACCCAGGUGCUGGCCUGUGUAAUCUUAGCUUUGUUACACCAGCAUGCCAGUGGUGGACUCAUCAAGAGAAUUAUCCGUCAUAAGCGGGAGACUGGGCUAAAUGUGACCUUGCCAGAAGAUAAUCAACCCGUGGUUUUCAACCACGUCUACAACAUUAAAUUACCUGUUGGCUCCCUUUGCUCUGUGGACCUCAGUUCAGCUAGCGGUGAUGCAGAUUUGAAGGCGGAAAUUGAGCCAGUCAAGCACUAUGAGGAGCACACGGUGAAUGAGGAGAACCAGAUUGUCUUCACGCACCGGAUCAACAUUCCCCGCCGGGCUUGUGGCUGCGCCGCUGCUCCAGACAUUAAGGAUCUGCUGAGCAGACUGGAGGAGCUGGAGGGGCUGGUAUCCUCCCUACGAGAGCAGUGUGCCAGCGGUGCUGGAUGCUGUCCCAGUGCCCAAACAGCAGAAGGUCGUCUGGACACAACACCCUAUUGCGGUGGACAUGGGAACUACAGCACAGAGAUCUGCGGAUGCAUCUGUGAGCCUGGCUGGAAAGGCCCCAACUGCUCCGAACCCAACUGCCCACACAACUGCUUCAACAGGGGCCGCUGCGUCCAUGGCAAGUGCGUCUGUGACGAAGGCUUCACUGGUGAGGACUGUGCCCAGGCCACGUGCCCGUCGGAUUGUAACGACCAAGGCAAGUGCGUCGAUGGGGUUUGUGUGUGCUUUGAGGGGUACACGGGCGCAGACUGCAGCGAGGAGCUCUGCCCCGAGGGGUGCAGCGUGCAUGGUAAGUGUGUGAGCGGGCGGUGCGUGUGCAACGAGGGCUUCAUUGGCGAGGACUGCAGUGAGCCUCUCUGCCCCAACAACUGCAACAACCGCGGGCGCUGUGUGGACAACGAGUGUGUCUGCGACGAGGGCUACACUGGUGAAGACUGCGGUGAGCUCGUCUGUCCCAACGAUUGCUUUGACCGUGGGCGCUGCAUCAAUGGGACCUGCUACUGUGAGGAGGGCUACACCGGGGAGGAUUGCGGAGAGCUGACCUGCCCCAACGAUUGCAACAACAACGGGCGCUGCGAGAAUGGGCUGUGUGUGUGUCAUGAAGGCUUCGUGGGGGACGACUGCAGUGAAAAGAGGUGCCCAAAAGACUGCAACAACCGUGGGCGCUGUGUCAACGGGCGCUGUGUGUGCGAUGAGGGCUACCUGGGAGAAGAUUGCGGAGAGCUCCGGUGCCCCAGUGACUGCCACAACCGUGGGCUCUGCGUCAACGGGCAGUGUGUGUGCAACGAGGGAUUCAUCGGGGAAGACUGCGGAGAGCUCCGGUGCCCCAGUGACUGCCACAACCGUGGGCGUUGCAUCAGCGGGCAAUGUGUGUGUGACGAGGGAUUCACCAGGGAAGACUGUGGUGAGCUGCGGUGCCCCAACGAUUGUAACAACCAUGGGCGCUGUGUCAACGGGCAGUGUGUGUGUGACGAGGGAUACACAGGAGAAGACUGUGGGGAGCUGCGAUGCCCUGAAGAUUGCCACAACAGAGGCCAGUGUGUAGAAGGGCAGUGUGUGUGCGACAACGGCUUCACUGGGGACGACUGUGGGGAGCUGGCCUGCCCCAACAACUGCAACAACCGUGGGCGCUGCGUCAACGGGCAAUGUGUAUGUGAGGAAGGGUUCACAGGAGAAGACUGUGGUCAACGGCGCUGCCCCAAUGACUGCCAUGGCCGGGGCCUCUGCGUUGAUGGACGGUGCGUGUGUGAGGAAGGCUUUGUUGGGGAUGACUGCCGUGAACGCUCCUGCCCCAACAACUGCAACAACGUGGGACGCUGUGUCGAGGGACAGUGUAUCUGUGAGGAUGGUUACAUAGGGAACGACUGUUCUGAUGUGUCACCUCCAACUGAGCUGACUGUGACAAAUGUAACAGAUAAGACCGUAAAUCUGGAGUGGAAGCAUGAGAAUCUAGUCAAUGAGUAUCUUGUCACCUACGUCCCUACCAGCAGUGGUGGCCUAGAUCUGCAGUUCACUGUGCCAGGAAACCAGACAUCUGCCACUAUUCAUGAACUGGAGCCGGGUGUGGAAUACUUCAUCCGUGUCUUUGCAGUCCUUAAAAACAAGAAGAGUAUUCCAGUCAGUGCCAGGGUAGCAACAUACCUGCCUGCUCCAGAAGGUCUGAAAUUCAAAUCAGUUAGAGAAACAUCCGUCCAGGUGGAGUGGGAUCCUCUGAACAUUUCAUUUGAUGGAUGGGAGCUGAUCUUCCGUAAUAUGAAAAAAGAGGAUAAUGGAGAUAUAACCAGCAGCUUGAAAAGGCCAGAAACAUCAUAUAUGCAGCCAGGUUUGGCCCCAGGGCAACAGUACAAUGUAUCCCUUCAUAUAGUGAAAAAUAAUACCAGAGGACCAGGACUGUCAAGGGUGAUAACGACAAAGCUUGAUGCCCCUAGCCAGAUUGAGGCAAAAGAUGUCACGGAUACCACAGCUCUGAUCACGUGGUCCAAACCCUUGGCUGAAAUCGAAGAGAUAGAACUCACCUAUGGCCCCAAGGACAGUCCAGGGGACAGGACAACCAUUGACCUCUUUGAGGAUGAAAACCAAUAUUCCCUUGGAAACCUGAAGCCACACACAGAGUAUGAAGUGAUGCUCAUCUCUCGGCGAGGGGACAUGGAAAGUGAUCCCAUGAAAGCAGUCUUUGUCACAGACUUGGAUGCUCCAAAGAACCUGAAGUGGGUGUCACAGACAGACAACAGCAUUACUUUGGAGUGGAAGAACAGUCAUGCAAACAUCGAUAACUACAGAAUUAAGUUUGCUCCCAUCUCUGGUGGAGACCAUGCUGAGAUCACAGUGCCAAAGGGCAACCAGGCAACAACCCGAGCUACCCUCACAGGCUUGAGGCCUGGAACCGAAUAUGGCAUUGGAGUGACAGCAGUGAGACAGGACAGGGAAAGUGCUCCUGCUACCAUUAAUGCUGGGACUGAUCUUGACAAACCCAAGGAUUUGGAAGUCAGUGACCCCACUGAAACAACUUUAUCCCUUCGCUGGAGAAGACCAGUGGCUAAAUUUGAUCGUUACCGCCUCAUUUAUCUUAGCCCUUCGGGAAGGAGGAAUGAAGUGGAGGUCCCUGUGGACAGUACCUCUUUUAUCCUGCGAGGGUUGGAGGCAGGGACAGAAUACAACAUCAGUCUGGUGGCGGAGAAAGGCAGACACAAAAGCAAACCCACGUCUGUCAAGGGUUCGACUGAGGAGGAACCUGAGCUUGGGAAGUUAACAGUGUCAGAAGUUAAUUGGGAUGGUCUCCAAAUCACCUGGACAGCAACUGGCAGGACCUAUGAAAACUUUAUCAUUCAAGUGCAGGAGUCUGGCAAACCAGAAGAACCCAGGACUAUCACAGUCCCAGGUGGACUGCGUUUUAUGAAUGUUACAGGCCUCAAGGCCAACACACCUUAUAACAUCACACUUCAAGGUGUAAUUCAAGGCUACAGGACCAAACCCCUUUCUGUUGAAACCACGACAGGAGAGCACCCAGAAGUUGGUGAGCUAACCGUUUCCGACAUUACUCCUGAAAGCUUCAACCUUUCUUGGACAACCACCAGUGGGGACUUCGACGUCUUUACUAUUGAAAUUAUUGAUUCUAACAGGUUGCUGGAGCCCAUGGAAUUCAACAUCUCAGGCAACUCAAGAACUGCUCAUAUCUCAGGGCUUUCUCCCAGCACUGAUUUCAUUGUCUACCUCUAUGGGAUCACUCAUGAUUUCCGCACUCAGGCGAUAAGUACUGCAGCUACCACAGAAGCAGAACCGGAAGUCGACAACCUUCUGGUUUCAGAUGCUACCCCAGAGAGCUUCCGUCUGUCGUGGACUGCUGAUGAUGGGGUUUUCGACAGUUUUGUUCUAAAAAUCAGGGAUACCAAAAGGAGAUCUGAUCCACUGGAAGUAAUAGUACCAGGCCAUGAGCGCACCCAUGAUAUAUCGGGGCUGAAAGAGGGUACUGAGUAUGAAAUAGAGCUCCAUGGAGUUAGCAGUGGACGACGUUCCCAACCCAUAAAUGCAAUUGCAACCACAGUUGUUGGAUCUCCCAAGGGAAUUUCUUUCACGGACAUCACAGAAAACUCAGCUACAAUCAGUUGGACACCACCACGUUCCCGUGUGGAUAACUUCCGGAUUUCCUACGUCCCUGUGUCAGGAGGUACUCCCAGCAUUGUUACAGUUGAUGGAAGCAAGACAAGGACCAAGCUGGUGAAAUUAAUCCCGGGUGUAGACUACACUGUUAGUAUCAUCUCUGUGAAAGGCUUUGAAGAAAGCGAACCCAUCUCUGGAACACUGAAAACAGCUCUGGACAGUCCAUCAGGCCUUGUAGUGAUGAACAUCACAGACUCUGAGGCAUUGGCGACCUGGCAGCCAGCAAUUGCCGCCGUGGAUAACUACGUUGUCUCCUAUGUUUCUGAGGAUGAGCCAGAAGUUAAUCAGAUGGUGUCAGGAAACACUGUGGAGUAUGAUCUGAACGGGCUUCGACCUGCAACUGAGUAUACACUGAAGGUCCAUGCACUGAAGGACACACAGAGGAGUGAAACCCUUUCUACCAAGUUCACUACAGGACUGGAUGCUCCAAGAGAUUUAAGUGCCACUGAGGUUCAGUCAGAAACAGCUGUGAUAACCUGGAGGCCUCCGCGUGCUCCUGUCACUGACUAUCUCCUCAUCUAUGAGUCCGUUGAUGGCAAAGUCAAGGAAGUCAUCCUAGGCCCUGAGACAACUUCCUACAGUCUGACAGAGCUGAGCCCAUCUACUCAAUACACGGUGAAACUUCAGGCGCUGAACAGAUCCUUGAAGAGCAAAGUGAUCCACACUAUUUUCACUACAAGUGGUCUUCUCUAUCCUUAUCCUAAAGAUUGCUCCCAGGCUCUUCUGAAUGGAGAAACUGCCUCUGGACUCUACACAAUCUACCUGAACGGGGACAAGGCACAGCCUCUGCAAGUCUUCUGCGACAUGGGCGAGGAUGGGGGCGGAUGGAUUGUGUUCCUGAGGCGCCAAAAUGGAAAGGAAGAUUUCUACAAGAACUGGAGGAAUUAUGUGGCUGGUUUUGGAGAUCUUAAGGAUGAAUUCUGGAUAGGUCUGGAGAACCUCCACAGAAUCACCGCUCAGGGCCAGUAUGAGCUGCGUGUGGAUCUGCGGGACAGAGGUGAGACAGCCUACGCUGUCUAUGACAGGUUCAGCGUUGGAGAUGCUAAGAGCCGCUACCGCCUAAGAGUAGAUGGAUACAGCGGCACAGCAGGUGACUCCAUGACCUACCAUAAUGGAAGGUCCUUCUCCACCUUCGACAAAGACAAUGAUUCCGCCAUCACCAACUGUGCUUUGUCAUACAAGGGUGCAUUCUGGUACAAGAAUUGUCACCGAGUCAAUCUAAUGGGCAGAUAUGGUGACAACAGCCAUAGUCAGGGCGUUAACUGGUUCCACUGGAAGGGCCAUGAGUACUCCAUCCAGUUUGCAGAGAUGAAGCUGAGACCCUCCAGCUUCCGAAAUCUGGAAGGAAGACGAAAGCGAGCGUAAAGGCCCGGAGUGACAGAAGGGCUACAGGCAGGGCAUGGGGGGGAGGGAGA
Messenger RNA from Tinamus guttatus (white-throated tinamou), 5933 nucleotides. RefSeq names its product tenascin C (gene TNC). Gene Ontology annotation, molecular function: protein binding. Lineage: Eukaryota; Metazoa; Chordata; Aves; Tinamiformes; Tinamidae. The record is from RefSeq and is a predicted model, not a curated record. Gene Ontology annotation, biological process: regulation of cell adhesion.